AUCGCAAAAUAGAAGCGGGGCAAUCCUAGCCGAAAUAGGGUGAUAUUUUUAACUGAAGCAUUAUUUCUCCACAAAAAUGCCGUACGCUAAUCAACCUUCCGUAACUAUCUCUGAAUUGACUGAUGAAAAUGUUAAGUUCAUCGUGGAAGAUACCGAGCUCAGUGUGGCAAACAGUUUACGGAGAGUGUUCAUUGCAGAAACUCCUACGCUUGCGAUCGAUUGGGUGCAGUUGGAAUCAAAUACUACCGUUUUGGCGGAUGAAUUCCUCGCCCACCGCGUUGGUCUGAUUCCAUUGAUUUCCGAUGAAGUUGUCGAUCGUAUGCAGUACAGCCGAGAUUGCCCUUGUUUGGAUUUUUGUAACGAAUGCAGUGUUGAGUUUACGCUUGACGUCAAGUGUAAUGAGGAGCAUACGCGGCAUGUUACUACGGCUGAUUUGAAAUCCAGUGACCCUCGCGUUUUGCCGGUUACUUCAAGACACCGGGAUGACGAAGAUAACGAGUACGGUGAAGGAACGGAUGAAAUCCUCAUUAUUAAGCUACGCAAAGGACAGGAACUGAAAUUAAAAGCAUACGCGAAGAAAGGUUUCGGAAAAGAGCAUGCCAAAUGGAACCCUACGUGUGGCGUCAGUUUUGAGUACGAUCCAGACAACGCUAUGAGGCAUACGCUGUUUCCAAAGCCAGAUGAAUGGCCAAAAUCCGAGCAUACGGAGUUGGAUGACGAUAAAUAUGAAGCUGACUAUAAUUGGGAACUGAAACCGAACAAAUUUUUUUUCAACGUUGAAUCAUCUGGAGCACUGAAGCCGGAAAACAUUGUACUAAUGGGCGUGCAAGUGUUGAAAAACAAACUUUCGAACCUGCAAACGCAACUGAGUCAUGAAACCGAUGUAUUGGCAAUCUAAUGUCUCUACCACAUCCGUGAAACUGAACGUAUUAAUAUAAAGAGACAAAAGCAACC
Messenger RNA from Anopheles coustani, 954 nucleotides. It is a transcript of the gene RpII33, whose product is annotated as DNA-directed RNA polymerase II subunit RPB3. Gene Ontology annotation, cellular component: RNA polymerase II, core complex. Gene Ontology annotation, molecular function: DNA-directed RNA polymerase activity; protein dimerization activity. The record is from RefSeq and is a predicted model, not a curated record. NCBI's taxonomy places the organism in Eukaryota, Metazoa, Arthropoda, Insecta, Diptera, Culicidae. The transcript has 3 exons. Gene Ontology annotation, biological process: DNA-templated transcription. The coding region runs from base 77 to 898 and encodes 273 amino acids.